CACAUUCAAAACAAUCCGAAAAUCGAACGCAACAACAAGAGCGGCGGAACUCCAACCGCAAACUCACCAAAAUGAGCUGCUCGGCAGAACUGGAUGCCAUGAACACCUGUGUGACAAGCGAUGCCGCCUGCACAAGCUGCUUCGAUCCAGGUGCUUUCAUGGACACCUACCCAAAACAGGCCGAGGACUUCUUUCGUUCCGUCCUCGCCUUUGCAAAUCCAGGCGACGAUGAGUUCUGUGUCGAGGCCAGCUGGCGCAUCUGCAAAAAGUACUACCCAUUGGAAAACGGAGAAGCGGUACGUAACACCUAAAGUACCUGUGUACCAAUAGCAAUUCCGAAGGAAGCUGUCCUGCUGUACUUUUGGCUCACUUUCUUUGUUUGUGUCUUCUCGUUGCCCGAUGAAUCAUUUACUCCUAUCCAUUUCAUAAUUCAAAACAAAUACAACAAUCUGCAUCGCAAAAUCGACUAACAAUCAUUUCACAACACAACGCUCAAAAAAUCUGUACACUUGUAGUCCUGCUGCUGUUUAGUGGAAUCGAAAGCCUAUACGGCAUGUAUGUWUGGAACGAACGGAAACGGAUGGUUAUCCAAGUAUUCAGUUACGAACACUUCGUGCGUAUACGGUGGGUGCGAAAUUUUUGACUUAGAGGGGACCCUCGACGAGGGAACAGAGGAAGGCGGAGACGGAGGGGGGUCAUCUGUUAUCAUCAUUGGUGGCGGUGCUGGGGGGGCCGUUCUGGUCGCCAUUCUGGUAGUGUGCUUGUAUCUCCGCAAGCGACGGUUGGCGGCGGUUGGGGAUGACGACGACGAUGAUGACGAAGAAAAGGCAAAGAAGAAAAAGAAGAAACCCAAGGACAAGGAUAAGGACAAGGACAAGAAAAAAGACAAGAAGAAGAAGAAGGACGAUUCGGACGACGACAGCGAUGAUUCGGAUGCCAAAUCCAAAAAGAAAGGCAAGAAGAAAAAGAAGAAGAAAAAGAAAAAGGACGAUUCAGACGAUGAUAGCGAUGAUUCGGAUGCCAAAUCCAAAAAGAAAAAGAAGAAGAAGAAAAAGAAAAAGAAGGACGAUUCGGAUUCUGACAGCAGCGGUAGCAGUAGUAGCGACUCGGACGACAGCCAUAAGAAAUCCAAAAAGGAACGAAGGCGUCGAAACGACGAUGAUAGAACGUAUUUCAGUGAUCGAAAGACCAUCGACACGAGAUCGACGGCCGAAAUGACAGACUGGAGCAGAAUGCCACCACCAUCAUACGCCCAACCGGUUCAAACCAUGCCGAUAAUAAGGCCGRUGAUUUACAGCGAGUACGAUUACCAUGGCCUUAGGAACAGCCGUGAUAUCUUCGAGGACGAACAGGCACUCCUCCUUUCCGCCAAACGCGCCGCAAAGCUGGCCCGCUUCGAGAGCCGCAUGAAGACUAGCAAGCUUUCCAGUCUCAAGGGUGUCCACAAGGAAACAGCUGCCCGUCUCAUAAAGGCGAAGCAAAAGGCUAAGAAAAUCGAGAAGAAAGCGGUGAGCGAGAUAGAGCAGACCGAGAAGGAAAAGAUGAAGAUGUCCAGGAGCAUGAGGAAGCUCAAGCGCGAAAAGGAGAAGAUGGCCGAGAAGCUUGCUGUUAUGGAAGAGGAGCGAUCCGAGUCUAAAUCACAGCAACAGCAUAACCUGCAGCAGCAGCAACAACAACAGCAACACCAGCAGCAGCAGCAGCAACGACAACAGCGACAGCUAGAGCAGCAGCAAAUGUUGCAGACGCUGAUAGUUUCCAUGAAAAAGCUCCAGCACGAACAAGCUCUAGUGUCCCAAAACAUUGCUCAACUGGAGGCACAGAGAUCAACCUAUGGACUUCAGGGCCUUGUUCAACAACGCCAGGCUUUGCAGCAACAAAUAUACCUCAACGAGGUUCAGCAACAAGAGAUUAUGCAGCAACAGCAGCAGGAUCUAGAUCUAGAUCUAAUGCAGCAACAGCAGCAACAACAAGAUCUGAUGCAGAUGGAUCACCCAAUAGGUAUGGAACACACGACGAUACUUCAGCAACAAAACCUGCAACAGAAUCAAUACGGAAUGGUUGGUGGCGGAGAGGUUCAAAAUCCCAUGGAUAUGGGAAACAUGCUGAUGAUGCAACAACAGCAACAACAGGCUUCAGUAUAUGGAAUUGACCAGUCUGUGCGUGGUAACGGUUACGGAUUUCAUGAAAUUGAUCCUCAACAGAGUCAUACCGAAAUGAAUACUCUGAGCAACAAUGAUUACAACGACUUGGUGACCAUCGGCCAGCAGCAAUUUGGUCAGAAUAGCACGGUGACGGGGGGAUUGACCGUUCCACCACCUGUUCGCAUCGUUAAUCCGAAGUAUAGUGACGAAGACGACAUCAGCAGCUUUGAGGGAGGCUUUUAUAAAAAUUCCUAUCGCGGCUCGUCCAAGCAAAGACCUUCUUCCUCUUCAAGAAGUAACAGGAAUAGCAACAGUAGGCGCUCGAGAUCUUCGAGGGCGGAAUCGUCGUCGACGAGGAAAUCCAGAGGUAGUAGCCGUACCCGCAAUACUAGCAGUCGUAAUGGCAGCCGCAGUCAAAGUCGGAACCGUAGCGAACGCAGUCGCAGUAUUAGUCGACACAACAUGAGCGGUAGAAUCGACUCAAUCAGCGACAAUGGAAUGGAUCCCGAUGGAAGGAGGUCACCGAGAAACAUCAACUCGAGCAGCCGCCAUAGUCGACGCUCGCAUUCCUCAAGUAGUAUCGACUACACAGGAAAUGUGAGAAGUAAUAGGAAGAGAACGUCUCCUCGAGAACGGUCGAGAAGAUAGCAGAGUUAGCUAUUGUUGCACGAACGCGAAGUACGACUCGCUGCUUACAAGGGGAUACCACUGUCUUACAAUUCAUAAUUUUUGUUCUGUAAAUUAUUUGUUACAUCUACGACCGUCAACUAAGCUGUACCAUGCUACAUUAAAUCAGCAUGACACAC
Molecule: messenger RNA, 2947 nt
Organism: Pseudo-nitzschia multistriata
Lineage: Eukaryota; Bacillariophyta; Bacillariophyceae; Bacillariales; Bacillariaceae
Source: the annotation of a GenBank genome assembly